UAGAUACCAUAUCGCCUUUGCUUGUACUGUAGAUACCAUAUCUCCUAUACUCGUACUGUAGAUCUGUUUGUGUCCACUACCUACAGUACCUUCCGUCCACAGUGGAGAAUAAACUGGAGGAUAAUCUUCUACAGAAACCGAUGGAGGUUUAUAAAAACGCUGAGGCGUUUGAACAGUCAAGAGAAUAGAGAAUAGACCAAGUUCCUGAAGCUGUUGGUGUGAGAUGAAGAUGUAACUGCUGAUGCUAGUGCUGUAAAUGACUAACGUGCUGUGGGUGUUUGUGUUGGUGCUGGGUGGGUUGUGGUCAGAGAGAGUGGCAGGGGGUGCGGUCCUAGAGAGGUUCAAGGAGAGACUGACAAACGGUAGGGAUGUGGGGGGUCGACUCGUUAAGUACAGGGAGGGGCAUGAACCCAGAGGGAACUUGAGGAUGCAGAAUCACAGGCUAGUCGAGUUUAAAAUACCAGACAAGGACAAACACAAUGCGGGACUUGAGGAUGGAGAUGGCGUACAGACUUACAGUAGAGCUGGCAUACCAAAGGAUGACAUGUUUGAAGAACAGUUGAUGGUAAGAGGUGCCGACGGAAAAUAUGCAACAGAUACAGAGAGGACAGUAUUUUAUAAAAAGGAACCUGGAAAUAAUUACAGAGACCAGUCAAGAAGAAGUGACGGGUCAAACCAUAAAAUAUUGAGCGAUUACAAACGACGAAAUAAUAAAAGGGCCGAAAAGAAUAAAUUAAAUCAAAGAACGGUAAAAAAUAGAAUUGGGAACGUUUCAGAUGGGAAUUAUUUCCAAAAGGACUUUGACAUAGAGACGGCAUUUCACUGAGAGUGGCAACCUCCUCGAAUUCAGAGCUAGAAAAGAUUACAGCUCAUCGGAAACAACAGCAAAUCCAAGCCAACGACGGAAAGAAUAUUUAUGGACAAGAGAUGAGGAAACACCAGGAGGAGUUAGAAACGUGCUAUCUGACCAGCCUUCGCCGGAGUGUAUCAGUGCUCCAAAAGACGACUCCACCAUCCAUGCUGCUGUGAUCCUUCCAAACUCUACGGAAUACAUUAUGGCGCUCCAGAAGGUGAUGCCGGUCUUGCGACUCGCCCAAGAGGAAGUACGCAGGAGACAACUCCUCCCAAAGGAUCUGAAAUUCCAGUUCCUGCCGUGGGACGACCGCUGCGACGCCGUGUACGCCCAAAUUGCCACUUUUGAGGCGGUCAAGAAAGACGUUCAUGUAUUCUUCGGGCCCGCAUGCGAGUAUAGUGUAGCCCCGGUGGCAAGGAUGAUCAAGUUCUGGGGGAUACCCCUGCUCACCACAGGCGCCCUCACCUUUGACUUCUCCCGAGAUAAGCGCACCCCCGACACCGAGUACCAUCUACUCUUACGAGCUGGCCUGCUCAGCUACCGCGACCUCGCGUUCUUCCUCAUCGCUCUUCUCGACCGGUACGGCUGGCGAAAGGUGAUGCUCGUGUACGACAAGGACGGGUGCCGCCAGAUAUCGGGGAAACACACGUGCAAGCUGAUGAUGGAGACGCUGGUGGAGUUUUUCAAGCGACAGGGCUUCAACUACGGCAGCUACGACUUGGAGAAGAACGCAGCCGAUGGCCUUGCGAACAACCUGCGGAGGGAGAUGGGGUACCAGUAUAACAUUGUGGUGGUGUGUGCUGAUCCGUUGACUGUACGAGAGAUUAUGUUGGCUGCCGAUGAACUCAACAUGGUGGACAGUGGAGAAUAUGUCUUCUUUAACAUCGAACUGUUCAACAGCAUGAACCGACAUAACCCCUGGUAUGUCAAGGGGGAUACGGACGAACGUAACGCCAGGGCUAGGAAAGCGUACACGGCACUACUUACAGUUACCGCCAGAACACCUAAUAACGAAGCCUACAGGAAUUUCAGUUACGAGGUCAAGCGGCUUGCUGAGGAAGAAUUUAACUUUACGUUCGGUUCCGUCAGCACGUUUGUGACUGCCUUCUACGACGCCGUGCUGCUGUAUUCGGUGGCGCUGAACGAAACCCUGCAGUCAGGCGGGAGUCAGCGAGACGGCCUCAGCAUCACUCGCCGCAUGUGGAAUCGAACCUUUGAAGGCAUAACAGGAGAUGUAAACAUAGAUGCAAAUGGUGACCGAAUUGCAGACUACUCACUGCUGGAUAUGGACCCAGAGACUGCUGAAUUUAAGGUUGUAGCCAACUACAUUGGACUGAAGCACUCUCUAGAGUACGUACCGAACACGAGGAUACACUGGGCAGGCGGGCGCCAGAACCCCCCUCCGGACACCCCUCUCUGUGGUUUCGACAACUCCUUGUGCAAGACAAUGCCGGGCUACGCGAUACUCAGUAUUGUCCUCAGUUCUGUUGUUGUUGUAUUGGCCAUCGCAUCAGUAUUCAUCUACAGGCACUACAAGCUAGAGGCAGAGAUCGCUUCCAUGACAUGGAGGGUGAACUAUCGUGACAUAGUGAGAGUACCGCCCGGCAAACUUCGCGGCAGUGUGUACAGCCUAGUGCGGCGCAGCAGUCAGUGUACCGCGUUCUCAGAAGACGCCAUGAGCGUAUGUGACAUGGGACGUCAGGUGUUCGUUCCUACAGCCUUCUAUAAGGGGAAUAAAGUCGCCAUCAAGAGUGUCAAGAAAGCCCGCAUAGAGCUGUCAAGGCCGCUCUUGCUGGAGUUGAAGAGGAUGAAGGACCUCCACCAUGACCACUUAGUGCGCUUCUACGGUGCCUGUAUAGACCAACCCGACUGUUUCCUGCUCACGGAGUAUUGCCCAAAAGGCAGCCUCCAAGAUAUCCUGGAGAACGACCAGUUCAAGCUGGACUGGAUGUUUCGAUACAGCCUCAUGCACGACAUAGUCAAGGGCAUGAGCUACCUGCACGCCAGUGAGAUCAAGUCUCACGGAUCUCUCAAGUCCUCCAACUGUGUGGUCGACAGCAGGUUUGUACUGAAAAUCGCAGAUUUCGGUCUGAGAUCCUUGAGGCACGGCGAUGACUCCUGCAGUGGCAGUGAUUCGUACGCCUUCUGGAGAAAGUUGCUGUGGACAGCACCAGAACUGCUGAGACAGAGACACCCCCCUCCAGAGGGCACACAGAAGGGAGAUGUAUAUUCCUUCGCUAUCAUCGUUCACGAGAUAGUCACUAGGCAAGGACCCUUCUACGUCGGUGACCUGCCGCUGGGACCUAAGGAAAUCGUGGAGGGAGUGAGGAACGGACAGAAGUGCUUGCGGCCGACCACGGAGUUGUCGUGCGAGGAAGAGGUGACGAGUCUCAUGAAGCGUUGCUGGGCGGAGGACCCCGCAGACAGGCCAGACUUCACCUCUCUGAAGGCGACUAUACGGAGGCUCAACAAAGAUAAUGAAAGCAACAAUAUCUUGGACAACUUACUGACGCGGAUGGAACAGUAUGCCAAUAACCUGGAAGCCCUAGUAGAGGAGCGCACGGCCGAUUACUUGGAGGAGAAGAGAAAGUGUGAAGAACUCCUGUACCAACUACUACCCAAGUCUGUAGCCAGUCAGUUGAUCCUGGGGCAGUCAGUGGUGGCCGAAACCUAUGAUCACGUCACCAUCUACUUUAGCGACAUCGUUGGCUUCACUUCCUUGAGCGCCGAGAGCACGCCUCUUCAGGUGGUCGAUCUACUCAACGAUCUUUAUACAUGUUUUGACUCCAUCAUCGAGAACUUUGAUGUGUACAAGGUCGAGACAAUAGGGGAUGCCUACAUGGUGGUGUCCGGGUUACCGAUGCGCAAUGGUAAUCAACACGCUCGGGAGAUAGCGCGUAUGUCCUUAGCUCUUCUGAAUGCUGUCCUUACUUUCACAAUCAGGCACAGGCCUAAGGACCAGCUGAAACUAAGGAUUGGGAUGCACACAGGUCCGUGCGUUGCGGGAGUUGUGGGACUGAAGAUGCCCCGGUACUGUCUCUUCGGCGACACAGUGAACACCGCAUCCCGCAUGGAGUCAAAUGGACAAGCAUUGAAGAUCCACGUGAGUCCAUACACAAAAGAAGUGCUUGACACAUUUGGAACAUUUGAACUGGAACUUCGAGGUGAAGUGGAAAUGAAGGGAAAAGGGAAGAUGACCACGUAUUGGCUCCAGGGAGAGAAGAAGACGAGCCCAACAAAUCAGUUGGGCCUGACGCCUAACAACGUCUCUGCGCCAAUCUCCACGCCCAACUGCAACCGUCACGUAAACAGUGUUGCCAACAGCAAGCCAAAGGUGAACAGCAAAUCGACCAAUGAGAUCAGCGCCACUACUCCUCUCCUGCAAGGUGAUGGCUCCACGUAAAUGUGGCAACACUGUUGACACCGCAGACGUCCUGCGGCCCACUCUACGCUUAAUUAGACCAUGUCCGUAUUGUACAUAGAGACUGUCAUGUAGUUAACAGGGUGUCUAAAAAGACAAGUUCUCACAAAGGGUUUUCUCCGAAAUAAUAGACUCAAGUAUUCAUUACAUUCGUUAAGGACAGAGCUAUGCGAAAGAAAAGCUAAAGCUGUGAGACAAACACUAGGAACAGUACAUGUUUUACAUUUGUGACGAAUCGUGCAAAUUUUUCAUCGCUUAUAUAAAGGGAAAAAUACAUUCAAUACAGUUUUGCUAUAUGUACUCAAAUUUAUUUUUACAAGUAGAAUAUUUCAAUAAAAUUAAGAAAUACUCACAUAAAAUAAAACACUUUUUAUUCACCCUGGGUAGGUUGUAAGGCUACUGUACUCUAACGCUUUCGUUUUAACAUUAUUAGUAAUAAAGAGUAUUAUGUAAGCACUCUGUAAUGUAAGUUUCCUAGAAAGUAUAGAUUUACCAGCGCAAACGUGAUAUAACAUUGUUAUUAAAAUGUUGAGUUAAUAAAAUUAUUAAAAUUUUAAUUUCCAGUUAAGUUUUACCACUGGCAAUAUAUGGAAUUGUAUUUAAUGAAAUAAGUAAACUUUAUACGUUACGUUACGUUAUAAUCUUGUUAAUGCUUUUUGCCUGUACACGUUUUAAUUAUAAUAGAAAUUUGAAAUAAAGAGUUAUAUUUUUGUAUAAGAAUUAAAAAAUAGUUUUAUAAUAAAUUUGUAAUAAGUAAACUGGGUUUGAUCAAAAUACAUCAAUGAUCUAGACCAUAGUAACUGAUUUAUCGAGUACGUUUAUAUUCAUUUAACAAAAGAUUAAUCACAGUUUUAUGGUUACAACUAUUUGAUUUUAAUAAGACAAUUUUAAACACAUAACACAUUUAAAAUAUUAAUCGUGUUGGAAAUACAAAAUUAUAGUUAAUUAAAUUCUAUUUGUUUAAAAAAGGUAAUUUAAAAUCGAUUAUACUGUGUAAAUUGUUUUAACUCAUUAAACUCUGUAAUAACUCAUCAUAUUCAUAUUCAUACAAGUAAUUUUUUGUUAUGGUAAGCCCAACCAUGAUAUACAUAUUUAUGUCUAUACUGAAUUAUUUUUUCUUCACAUUGAACCAAAACGCACUACAAGAAAUAAAAAUAAUAUUAUUUAAACUACAUCUUAUUCUCAAAUACCAUCAUUAUAUUUAUUUGUCUAAAAUAUAUUUAAAAUCUUAUAUAUACUUAUUAUAAAACUUCAUAUUUGAAUAGUUUUAAAGUAAUGAGCAGAAUUUGUAUUUCACUUUCAAAUUAAUAUUCUGAGGUAUUAUUAAAACAUAUAUCUAUGUUUUCUAACUACUAAGCCGUUGUAUUUUUUUUGACACUAUUACGCACAAAUUACGCCCAAGGUCAAAGGUUCGAGCCUGCGUGGCAGCAUUACCUGAAAAGCCACGUAAGGUAUUGGUCUUUUGUUUCUAAUAUAUCAUACCGAAACCCGAAAAUGACGUUAAUUUUCUUUUACAUAUUUUACAUUUUACCAUGUUGCGUCUGUUCUAUCAACCAUAAAUUCGUGAGGGUCAUGUUGGUGUCGUUUUUAUUCUUGUGGUUAUAAAAUAAUAUUUUGGAUAAAUAAUAUAAAAUCUUUUAUGAAAUAGAUUUGGACAGAUGCAGUAUAUGCUAUUCUUUACCAAUGUAUUGGUUUUAAAUGGUAAAACCACUACAGUGGUGUUCCAAAUAUAUAUUUUAGAUAUUAAUUCACAUGUUUCUAAAUAAAUACAUAAAUGUUUUGUUUAAAUAUUCAAACAAGUUAAAAAUGUAACGGGUCUCUCGUUGUAUUUAUACACUGAACUCUCAUGUUGAAUGACGUAAAAAUCCAAACCCUCUAUAUCAUUGUUUCCGUCAAAAGAACAUACUCGUUGAAGGAGCUCUUCUUAUUGGGAAAACGAUGGCUUCUUUGAUGUUAUAGGUAUAUGUUCGCUUAUUACCUAGACGUAUAUUUCAAUAUUGCAUAACUCGGAUGGAUAUUAUUUAUAUCUGUUAUGAAAUCAUAGAUUUUAUCUUUUCGGUAUUUUGGUUUUACAAAAAAAAGGUCUAGGUAGAAAAAAAGGUUUAAUAACAGUUUUGAAACAAAUUAGUAAGGUUAUAUAAUAUUAUAUUAUUACUCUUAGUUCAAAUUGAUUAGUUUUAUUUGUCACGAUCGCACUUACACUAAAGGUGGAAUCGGACAUCUUCCUUUAACUCGAUGUAAAAAAUUGGAAAGUCCCUCUUAAAAUGAAAAUGACAGUUACAAUAAUCUCUCUCAUAUUAUCUAUGGAAACGUAAAUAAUACACCUCUGACAUCAGAUAGUCUUUUAAGUAGCAUCAUUAAAUCAGAAAAAGCGCUAAAUAUUUUAAUUUGUAUUGAUGAAUACUGCCAAUUUUAAAUCAAAAAUUUAAACUUUUAGCUAUAAAGAAAUUAUUUAAACAGACACAUUCGAUGAUGGAGAAGCUCUUCUUAUUGAAAUAACGUUGGCAUCUUUGAUGAUAAAAUGCCUCAUGCAAUCAAUUAAAAAAUACUUGAUAAUUGUGCGUUGCUUUUACUGUAAAAACAUAUUUCUAUUGUAAUAGGAUAAGCACGACAGACUGACUUUAUUUUUCAGCAAUAUAAAUUUUAAUAUGAUUUAAGAAACAAUUGUCAUUCAAAAUUUUGAAAAACUGUUCGCACAUUCUUGAUAUUAUUAUACGAGUAACAAAAUCUUCAUAACCUGUAAUGAUGAAUAAUAUAUGUAUAUCGUCCAUUUUAUAUAUCUAUAUGCCACAAUUAUUAUAAGUUGCUGUAACAUACAUAUUAAUUAAAAUUAUUAUACGUUAUUUAUUAAGUUUAAUUACUUUUAUUUUUAUGAGCCAUUUAACUUAAAAUGGCGUUACAAAAGAUCUAAGAAAGCCAGUGCGAUUCGAACCCGAAACCUUCCAUACUAAAUGCUCAGAUGCUAACUUCUGAACCAAGGGUUAAGGUGAUCUGUGUUUCCGUGCAAUUUACCUUUACAGUUGUUUUUGCUUAAAUAUUCUUGUAAUGUUGCAUGUAAUAUAACACAAUAUAUAAAUAAAAUAAAUAUAGUUUACAGUAAAAAAAUAAUCAAGAACAUCGAAAUUGGAAAACUAAAACACAGGCACAAUUUAUGUAAAUUCCUUUAGAGGAACCCAUCCAUAGAGAUUUGAGUACUCCGUUAUGUUUUAUAAAUCCACAUUAAAGUGUGGUCUAAAGUAUACUUAGGGUUGAUCCAUGUAAAACAAUAAAGUUAAAAUCUUUCAAUGAUAAUUUUUAUGUGCAUGAAUUUAACUGCAGUGGACUGAACUCAAAAUAAGUAGCACUAAUUGAUUUAUUCGUUGCAUAAACAAGUAUAGGUCGAAUGGUAAAGUAAUUUUCUACUUAAUCUCAAAUCACAGUAUUGAUAUAUGCGUCGUACCCAGUUAUACGACCUGAAGGACUUCCACUCUCCUGUUUUACGAGUUUGUAUCUCGUUCUCGCCUAGUAAAUGGAAUCUGUAGUUUAAUAGAGCGACUAAAGUGAAUUUCUACCAUAUUUAACUAAUUACUUAGAAACAGUGUUCCUUAAAUCUGUGUUAUUAUCAUUAUUCAGUUUUAUAUUUACUGAGUACGUUGUUUAAAUAAUGUUUUGUAAUUUGAAACUACUAUACACACAGCACAUUGAAGUUAAAAUUGUUUAUUUAUAAUCAGUUUAUUGAAAACAUAAUUUCAAAUAUUAUAUUUUGUAGCAAAUAGUUUAUGUGAAUAACAUGUUAUUUAGACUCAGGGGAAGAUUAAUUACAAUAAACAACCUGAAGAUUACGAAUAAUGUUAGGAUUAAGAACAGCUAUGGAUGUUUUCGGGUGAUAGAAAUGUACGCUGUUUAGUUUAAUUUACCGAAAAAGGCAAUAAAGUGACUUUUUAUUUACAAACAAUGCUUUAGAUUUCUAGCAACGUGUUCCUAUAAAAUAUUUUGUUCGCCCUACACAAUAGCUUGUUUAUAGUUAAUAUAUUAGAUUUUAAAAUUUUGUCUUAUAUGUAACAAAACGUAGUAAACCAGUACAAACUGAUUCUAAAACUUUCGACUAACACUGUUGAACUUCUUAGAGUAAGCCUUAUAUACUCUGUUUACUUUUUAUCAGUGAAAGUAAAAUUUUAAAAAUGACCCCAGUGACGCCACUUCACCCGAGAGAGACUUGCAACUGUGACACCGCGCCGCCAGAGUCGCGUGUACUUAUUGUAAAUUAUUGAACUGUAUCUUCACUCCUAUAAGUGUUAGCUGUUACCAGUUUAUACUCCUGAAGUGUUAGCUGUUACCAGUUUAUACUCCUGUUUAACGCGUACAUAACUUUCAAAUGUGUCUGCCAUUAGUAAACACAAUAUUGUUCGUAAUAUGAAUGACUUAGUUUUAUUUUCAGUCGUUAAGUAGUAACACAUUUCUGUAAAUAUCAUUCACUUGUAAAUGUCAUGUAAUAUCGUUGAAUAUUUAAAUUAAAUAAAUUAAAUACAUUGAAGUGUU
Homalodisca vitripennis (glassy-winged sharpshooter) is the source of this 8792-nucleotide messenger RNA. Its product is annotated as atrial natriuretic peptide receptor 1. Gene Ontology annotation, cellular component: membrane. The record is from RefSeq and is a predicted model, not a curated record. NCBI's taxonomy places the organism in Eukaryota, Metazoa, Arthropoda, Insecta, Hemiptera, Cicadellidae. Bases 1056 to 4256 code for a protein of 1066 amino acids. Gene Ontology annotation, molecular function: peptide receptor activity; protein kinase activity; guanylate cyclase activity. The transcript has 23 exons. Gene Ontology annotation, biological process: cGMP biosynthetic process; receptor guanylyl cyclase signaling pathway; intracellular signal transduction.